Molecule: messenger RNA, 1023 nt
Organism: Ceratotherium simum simum (southern white rhinoceros)
Lineage: Eukaryota; Metazoa; Chordata; Mammalia; Perissodactyla; Rhinocerotidae
Product: vomeronasal type-1 receptor 4-like
Biological process (GO): G protein-coupled receptor signaling pathway
Cellular component (GO): membrane
Molecular function (GO): pheromone receptor activity
Source: RefSeq, a predicted model, not a curated record
AUGAUCCGUGUGGUCCCUGCCUCCUAUUCCCCUGCAGGAUCUUCUAGCUCAGAAGACAAAUAUCAGUCUUUGAGAAUUGGGAUGGCUGUUGGAGAUUUGGCUGUAGGAAUGGUCUUCUUAUUACAGACUAUAUUCGGAAUCCUGGGGAAUUUCUCUCUUCUUUACCAUUAUCUCUUCCUUUAUUUCACUGGGUCUAGGCUAAGAUCCACAGAUGUGAUUGUCAGGAACCUGAUUGUAGCCAACUUAUUGGUCUUGUUCUCUAGUGGAAUCCCCUAUACAAUGUCAUCUUUCGGGCGGUAUCAAGUCUUCACUGAUUUUGGAUGCAGAUUUUUUCCCUAUGUUCGAGGAGUGGGCAGAGGUGUUUCCAUUGGCACCACCUGCCUUUUGAGCGUGGUCCAGGCCAUCAUGAUCAGCCCCAGGAACUCCAAGUGGGCAGAGCUUAAAGUGAAAACUCUCAAGUGCAUUGUCCCCACAAUUUUCAUGUGUUGGAUCCUCCACAUGCUGGUAAGUGUCAUUUAUCCUAUGUUUCUGGCUAGCAAUUGGAGCAACAAAAACAUCACAAACCAAAAAGCAUUCGGAUAUUGCUCUUCUGUUCGUCAUGACAAAACCAGUGACUCAUUAUAUGCAGCAUUGCUAUCAUUCCCUGAUGUUUUCUGUUUGGUGCUCAUGAUCUGGGCCAGCAGCUCCAUGGUUUUCACCCUGUUCAGGCACAAGCAAAGGGUCCAACACCUUCAUAGGACCAAUGUCUCCUCCAGAUCCUCCCCUGAGUCCAGAGCUACCAAAACCAUCCUUCUCCUGGUGAGCACUUUUGUCUAUUUUUACACCCUUUCUUCCAUCUCUCAUGUGUGUUUGUCUCUUUUUAACAAUCCCCACCAGUUUCUCUUAAACAUCACUUCAGUAAUCACUCUGUGCUUCCCAACUGUCAGCCCCUUUCUACUCAUGUGCCGUGACUCCAGUGUAUCCAGGCUCUGCUUUGCCAAUAUAAGGAAUACAAAAUACCCUAAUCUUAUGAGAAAUAUGUGA